Molecule: messenger RNA, 1341 nt
Organism: Recurvomyces mirabilis
Lineage: Eukaryota; Fungi; Ascomycota; Dothideomycetes; Mycosphaerellales; Teratosphaeriaceae
Exons: 2
Coding region: 1-1341 (446 amino acids)
Molecular function (GO): acyltransferase activity, transferring groups other than amino-acyl groups
Source: RefSeq, a predicted model, not a curated record
AUGAGCACCAUUACCCAAAUCACAGCGCUGCUCGCCACGAGCUUAGCUCUUCUGGCAUCUACGACAACGGCCUCGGUGACAGUCCAAUAUACCGGCCGUGCACCUACAGGCUACGAGGUCACUUUCAAGUACACUAAUGCUACAGCCAACAAAGUCCAGAUUGCAGGCGGUCUGCUACCAUUCACCGAUCAAUUCCACACUACUCCUGCCUUCAGCACAGCUUAUGAUCCUCACGAGUAUCGUCCUGGAGACUUCUUCGUCGCCGGUCUGAAUGUCAACACUACAGGCAACCUUGGACCGCAAGGAAACUACACUGGCUUCUACAUGAACAACACUGGUAACGGGCAUUGGGAGUGGACUUCGCCCUUUCCUUCGGGCACAUAUAGCUACGCAUAUAUCAUCGAUUGCGGCCUUGGGCCACGCUGCGCUACGACAGAGCCCGGACAAGUGCCAGGCUUGACAUUCUAUAACGACCCGCAGAACCUACCUUUCCAGAACGAUCACCUCCAGUUCAACCACUCUAUCUUCCAAGUCCCAUAUGACAAAGAGUUCCAGUACUAUCCAGCCCUGAACCUUGACUUCGACUUUUCUCUGCCAGUCCCGACAGCACAUCAGGGCAAAGCUCUCGCAGUGAACUACUCUUCACCGGGGUCGACAUACCCGGCGAAGGACAUCCAUGAUCUAGCGCUUUACUUGCCACCGAACUACGAUCCAAACUGCACAGAUCCUUAUCCAGUUCUAUACCUCUCGCACGGAGGUGGAGGGUCAGCGUACGACUGGCCCAACCUAGCCAAGGCCUUCAACAUAAUCGACAACCUGAUCCUAGAACAAUGGAUCCCACCCACCGUAGUAGUCUGCCCAGCCUUCUACAAUCUAGGCUGUAACGACACAGGUCCCUUCCCGGAACUCAUGAUCUGCGUGCGCGAGAACUACCUGAGUAUCUUACUGCCAUUCGUUGAAGAGACGUAUCGCGCCUCCUCGGACCCCGAGCAUCGUGCUUUCGCCGGCCUGUCGUUGGGCAGCGAGCUGACUUAUGAAAUGUAUAUCAACGCCACCUCGAAUUUCAGCUCCUUCGGUCUCUUCUCCGGCGCCCGCGGACCAGCGUCCAGCGACACGAACACAGCAGGCUACAUCAGUAACGCUUCCGUGGCCGCGAAUCCUGAAUUGGCCAACCGUGGCGUCUUCGUUGGGUUCGGAAACUUCGAUAUCGCGUUCACGGAUUGCAGGGCUCUAGAGCUGGCGCUUGAGUUGGCGGGCGUGCCGUUUUUGUCAAGGAUUGGGUUGUGGAAGCCUACACCUUAUGGUAUCGACGCCGGAAGAACGGGCAGGGUGACUUAUUGA